AUGGAGGCCAUCAAGAAGAAGAUGCAGAUGCUGAAGCUGGACAAGGAGAACGCCCUGGACCGGGCAGAGCAGGCGGAGGCAGAGCAGAAACAGGCGGAGGAGAGGAGCAAGCAGCUGGAGGAUGAGCUGGCCGCCAUGCAGAAGAAGCUGAAGGGGACGGAGGACGAGCUGGACAAAUACUCAGAGGCCCUGAAGGACGCCCAGGAGAAGCUGGAGUUGGCGGAGAAGAAGGCGGCCGAUGUGCGUAUGGGGGACGGGAGCCCCGGCACGGGGCUGGGGGACGGUCCCCAAAAUGGGGCUGAGCGCAGGGAGGGGGGGUGGGCAGCCCUGGAGCUGGGCUCAGCACUCGGCCAUUGGAGGAGGAACGACGCCAAAGAAGGACGGAGGACAAAGUGCACAGCGCUGCUAUUGUUGGCUGCCGGGUCCAAGCAAACAAUGGCACCAGCCGUGCUGGGUUUCACUGCCCGGCAGCCACGUGGCACCACGGCUCUGUUUGGCACCUGCAGGGCCGUCACCCUGCUGCCAUCCCCGCUGCUUCGGCUGCCAUCGCCCCCGCGGGGCAGCGCAGGGUGGGGACGCUGA
Lagopus muta (rock ptarmigan) is the source of this 582-nucleotide messenger RNA. Its product is annotated as tropomyosin-like. Gene Ontology annotation, biological process: muscle contraction; actin filament organization. Gene Ontology annotation, molecular function: actin filament binding. The record is from RefSeq and is a predicted model, not a curated record. Bases 1 to 582 code for a protein of 193 amino acids. The transcript has 2 exons. Gene Ontology annotation, cellular component: actin filament. NCBI's taxonomy places the organism in Eukaryota, Metazoa, Chordata, Aves, Galliformes, Phasianidae.